AUGCCAAUGCGGCCCACCAGCGAUAAAGAGGUUGACGUGGUCGAUCUAGACCGUCUCUUCGAAGAGUAUGUUCAAACAGACUUGCUCAAUCACUUCGGCGACUGCAACCCCAAACAAUCAAGCUCGGGUGAACCAAAGCAUCUUUUUGACUCAGUUCUGUCGAAUGAGAGCCAGCUUUUUGGCUCUGAGCCUAUACUUGAUCGGGAAACGCAGGCUGCUUGGCACAAGGCUCUCGAAAAGUACGAACAAAACCCAACCCCGUUGCGAGCUGAGGACUCUAUCUCAUCUUCUUACGUUACUUCGUCUACUGGUAAUGAGUCUUUCAGCGAUUCUGAGUUGCUAAACCUUGACGACUUCUUUGAACUAGAAAGGAAGCAAUCGAGGUCCAUCUCUCAGCCUCCUACAACUCGACCCCACACUUCCGGACGAUCUGUUAAAAAGGCUGUAUCGAUCUACAAUCAACUGAGGCACCGUGAUGAUGCAAUCCUCUCAACACCAACCUUCAGCUGGCAAUACGUGGACCCGCAAGACGGACAGUCCAACGAAUUCAUUCACAAGAGCCUCAUCGCAUGGCAUUGCUUCGCCCCCGCUAUCAACCAAGGCCAAAAGCAAUGA
This is a messenger RNA of Alternaria postmessia, 615 nucleotides long. RefSeq lists its product as uncharacterized. NCBI's taxonomy places the organism in Eukaryota, Fungi, Ascomycota, Dothideomycetes, Pleosporales, Pleosporaceae. The coding region runs from base 1 to 615 and encodes 204 amino acids. The transcript is spliced from 2 exons. The record is from RefSeq and is a predicted model, not a curated record.